This is a messenger RNA of Strongylocentrotus purpuratus (purple sea urchin), 6087 nucleotides long. RefSeq lists its product as uncharacterized. The transcript has 33 exons. The coding region runs from base 41 to 4900 and encodes 1619 amino acids. NCBI's taxonomy places the organism in Eukaryota, Metazoa, Echinodermata, Echinoidea, Camarodonta, Strongylocentrotidae. Gene Ontology annotation, molecular function: protein binding; protein tyrosine phosphatase activity. Gene Ontology annotation, biological process: protein dephosphorylation. The record is from RefSeq and is a predicted model, not a curated record.
UUGUUCUUGGCACCAAUUCGGGCAUUCAUUUUAUCGCUUCAUGGGAAAUAGGAACACUUUUGAUGAAGCCAAGACAGAGUGUUCGAAUAAUGGAGGAAGAUUGGCAAUUAUCGGAUCAGCAGAACUUAAUACGUUCCUAACAUCGUUUGUAUCGCCUGCCCGUUCGUCACCUUCUUGUUACUGGUUCGGUCUAAGUCGAAGCGCGGAUGUUGAGCCAUUCACCUGGAUUGAUGAAACUCAAAUAAGUAACCCUAUCUGGGCUCCUGGAGAGCCAAGUUCUACUGGGCGAACCUGCGCGUGUUUGUGGUCUGAUGGGAAUGACGCUAACAGACAUGGCAAAUGGGACGGUAGAUCUUAUGGGGACCCACUGCCGUACAUCUGUGAAAGACCACAAGUACCAACUGGACAAUGGACAUAUAUAUCAGGAGUGCAAAACGUGCAGUAUUUAAUUUCAACCUUGGACACAAGCUAUUUCAAUGCAAGGGAUUAUUGUCAUCAAAUAGGUGGACGGCUUGCUCAGUUAAAAACAUCAAAUAUUUAUUCAGCAGUGAAAAAUCAAUUUGGAAAUAUUGGAGACGGAAGAUUUUGGUUUGGGCUUGAUGAUCUGAGCAAGGAAGGUACUUUCCGGUGGGCUGAUGGAACGCUGUUAAGAAAUACAGGAUUCAUUGCAUGGACUCCCGGUGGCCCAGACAAUUACAAAGGGGACGAACAGUGUGUAGAAAAUCGAAAACGCGGCUGGAAUGACCUACUCUGCAACAAUUCACAUAGGUUUGUCUGCGAGAAAUCAGAGGCCCCACCACUCCAUGUACUUGCCAUGACGUCAACACCUUUCGGGAGUUCGGGAGCUACUCCACGUUUCUCAUGCAUACUCAGCCCUCCUGACAACACAGAAGACUCUGUAACCUAUACGGAGAGAGUAAUUGUACAGAGCCUCACCACAGAGGGGUAUACACUGGACGUCCCGGGCACGAAAAUAACUCAGCCUGGUGGAUUAAUACAGGAUCUACCUGGUGAUGUAACAUCAGUUGGAGUUUAUAAGUGCUCGAGUACAUCAACAACUUAUGGUAUUUCAACAUCGGCAGAUGUAACAAUUCUCUCAAAAGACAGACAUUUUCAACCAACUGACGGCCGUCUCACGAAAACGAUUUAUCCAGGGGACAAUAUCACACUCUCAGUUUCUACCACGGAUAUGUACACAGCAGGUGAAGAUGAAAUCCGAUGGAGGACCUUCUCAAACCUUGCUGAAGGAUCUUUGUCUCCAGAGGGGGACGGGGCUCUGACCUAUGCCAUUCGAUCGGCAACGAAGAGAAAUGCUGAUAUUUACGGAACGUUUCAAAACGACAUGGUUGAAAAUCUAAUGUACAGCUUGAUUCGCGUCAUUGUCAGUGAUUGUCCACGUGGCCGAUGGAAUAUCCCAUCCUGUGACCGUCUGUGUGAUAAUUGCUACAAUGGAGGGAUUUGUCACCCUCAAUCAGGAACCUGUAUCUGUCCUCCAGGAUUCAUGGGCAAAAACUGUCUGACUGCAUGCGAUGAAAACCGUUUUGGAUGGGAGUGUGAACUUGAAUGUGGUGCUGGAAAUGCUCUACAAGCAUGCAGUGGAAGCCAGGUGUGUCUACCCGAUCCCUACGGAUGCAACUGCCUGACUGGUUAUACAGGAAUAUACUGCGAUGAACAAUGUACUCCGGGUAAGUUUGGUGUUGACUGCCUUCAGGAUUGCCACUGUGCAGAAGGGAUGCCAUGUGAUGCCUUCACUGGAAGAUGUGAGGGAGACUGUGAGGAUGGUUGGUCAGGAGAAGGGUGUCAAGUUCCCCCUGUAUGUACAGCCAGUUAUACGGGAAUAAAUUGCACAGAGUCCUGUAACUGUCCAGAGUACUCGGAAUGUGAGAAGGACUCUGGUUUCUGUACAUCAUCGGGAGGACAAUGUGAGAUUGGCUAUGUUGCCGACUCUCCAGAGAGACCAGAUGGAUGUGCCACAUUUACUGGAUGUUUCGAGUCUUGUUCUAAGACGUGUCACUGUGCUGGUGGUGUCGAGGACUGUAACCAGGAGACCGGAACGUGCUCUCAAGGUACAUGCCAUCCACGAUGGACAGGAGACAAAUGUCAAACUGAUCGCUUUAGCGUUAGACGAGCAAAAACCAACCCGGGUAUUGCAAUUUUUUCCUGCACAUUUGAUACCGACACAAGUGGCAACAUCCCCUCCACAAAGGCUACUGUAGGGGAUUUCUCAAUGGAAAACUGGGAAAACGCACAGGCCGUUGAUACUGCUACUGAUCAGUCUUCAUUACAAUCAAACUUUACGUUUUCCGUUAAUGUCAACGGAAAUCAACCCAUCUACUGUUUAGUUGGCACAUUAACAAGUGAUAUUGGAUUUGCUUUUUUCAGGUUGCCACCACCUGAAACAUUCGUUCUCCCGGUCUUUAACAAGGCGCCUGAGGUAGCAGAACUAGGUUUCAACUAUGUCAUCAUUGCUUGGGAUUCUUGGAACGGAAACGUUGAUGUUGGUGAGGGUCCAAUUAUUGGGUACCAGGUCUACGUUACUGCUUCAGAUGGGAACGAAACAAAUACGUUUAUAACAUCAUCAGGUGUUCCGAUGGAGAUGGGAUCCUCAGGGAUUGCGUCCUUAAGGAAGAGAAGACGAGCAGAUGAAGGGCCACUGAUGUACAACGUAACUGGUCUGGGUGAUGGCCAAGCAUAUGAGAUUCAAAUUUCAGCAGUUCGUGAGGGACUUAACGGUGAAGGAGAGAAAGGACCUGCUCUGAGGGUGAUAACUCUCAAAAUAGCACCCCCUCCUGGCUCUUUUGCAAUUGGCGCCAUCGCUGGUGGGGCAGCAGGAGGACUAAUCUUCCUUCUACUGCUUAUUGUCAUCAUCGUCAUCAUUGUAGUACGGAGAAGAAGAAAACCACGCAACGAAGGCUCCAAACCGGUCACCUAUAAGAAUGAUAACGAUUAUAUCGGUGGCAUAUCCGGAGGUACAUCAAAGUCUACUCCAACCGUGACACCGAGGAAACCGAUGGUCCUACAAAAAGCAUCCACCAUGCCUGAACCACCAUUGGCUCAAAACGGUUUGGACGAGGUUGAUGUACCAAAAUCCAGUAGGUCGGAGGAAUGGCCAAAGGAGCGUCGCCCGAUACCCCUCUCACAGUUUGCUACCCUCGUUCAGAAGAAUAGACACACAGACGUGUUCUACGAGGAAUUCCUUUGCUUACCAGGCGCAAAUAUCUUCCCACAAACCGUUGCGAAAAAGCAGGUCAAUUUUGAGAAGAACAGAUACAAGAACAUCCUGCCAUAUGAUUUCUCAAGGGUUAAGCUGGCAAUCAUCAACAACGACCCGGAUUCAGAUUACAUCAAUGCUUCUUACAUACCGAGCUUUGGAAAUCAGCGUGCGUACAUUGCGUCACAAGGACCAAAGAAUGAAUCGAUGGAUGAUUUCUGGCGGAUGGUGUGGCAAGAGAAUGUGAAAACAAUAGCCAUGGUGACCAAACUCCAAGAGGGAAACAAGAUUAAAUGCCGUCAAUACUGGCCGCAGUCGACCUCUGUAAACUUUGGGGACUUCUUAGUGGCAUUGGAUUCUGUCGCAAAUUGUACCGGAGGAUUAAAGCGAACACUGUUCUUGACGAAGGGGGCGAACACCAGGGUUGUAAGCCAAUAUCACUUCACGGAGUGGCCACUCCAAGCAGUUCCUAACAACACAUCUACUCUGCUGAAGUUUAUCUCUGAGGUGCGGAAGGACCAUGGACUAAAUAGCUCUCCACUCCUGGUUCAUUGCAGUGCUGGCGUUGGACGGACGGGUGUACUGUUGAGUAUAGACAGUGUCGUAGCUGAAGCGAAGAGAACCAAGGAGGUCGAUAUCUUCGGUUAUGUGUCAAAGAUGAGACAAAACCGACCUUACAUGGUGCAAACAAAGGAGCAAUAUACAUUUGUGUACGUGGCCGUGCUCGAAGCUUUGUUCUCCGAAGAUACCAGGAUCCAGGCUUCCCACUUCGACUCCACCCUGAUGAAUCUUCAAGAAGUUCCUAGAAACAGCAAAAGAAGAUGCACACUAUUGUCUAUACAGUUUGAGAACAUGAUGGUCGUUUGUCCUGAUCCUCCAGCCUCGUUGAUCAGAACUGCUACGAAGACAGAAAAUCGUUCGAAGAGCCGUUACACCAACAGCCUUCCAAUGGACAGGAACCGAGUCAUCCUUCAGUCUAGGGGCUCUUCAGAUUCGGACUUCGUCAACGCGAGCUUCGUGAAGGGUAUUCGACACAGGUUCAUCACCACGCAGAUGCCGAUGCCGAACACCGUAGCUGAUUUCUGGGCCAUGGUCAUCGACUACCAUCCCUCCAUCAUCGUCAUGCUCAACGAUGAUGAUAAAAGUAACGAGAGCUGUGCACGAUACUGGUCUGACAAGGGUGUAACAACCUUCGGAUCUGUCUCUGUCACCACGCUGUCUGUCUCAGAGAGAAGAGGAUUCAUCGAGAGAGAGAUAGAGGUUACUCAGAACAACCCAAAGGCUCGCCAUGUUGUAAAGCAGUAUCAGUUCAUCUACUGGCCUACUAAGGCAGAGGAACGAAGGGACCGCGCGCCUUAUCUUCUGAAUCUUAUGACAGAAGUGGAGGACAGUUUUAGUGGAGUUGCAGAGGGGUUUCCUGUCCUGGUUCACUGCCUGAACGGAGUGGGUCGAACAGGUGUAUUCUGUACCAUGCUUGAGUGCAUCGCACAGAUAAACGAAGAGGACGCUGUUGAUGUCUUCCAAACGGUCAAGAUGCUGCGAAAUGAGAGGAUGCACUUCGUAGAAACCGAGGAAGAAUUUGCAUUCAUCUACGAGUUGAUUAAAGAGUAUCUGUCUGCCGACGAGUACGAAAUACUGUCAGUCCCGAUCGAAGACGAACAUACCUAUGGGAGCGUCGACUCUAGCUAGAUCUGCCCCCCCCCCCCCCCCUGGCUCCAGCGGGCGAGAGCGUGUACGAAAUCGAGCAAAUCCAAGAUGGCGCCGAUGAGGGAAUCUCUCAUGGAAACCUAGCUGAAAGAGACUUUAUUGUGGACGUAGCGCCUCCUGCAGCUGAGGGAGAUAACGCACAAAGGGAUGCUGUUUAUGAAGUUGUCAAAUACCAGCAGUAAAAAUACGAGAAUGAUCAGGUUUUUCAUGAGGAUACCAAAUAGUUUGUAUUAUAACUGUUAAUAUGCUUGUGUAUUUAUCUAUAUAUUUUGUUUUUGCUGCUGUUUUAUUCUUACCAAACAAGGCCUCACGGAAGACCACCAAAUUGGUGAUAUGUGCCACCCUGUACAUAUCUCAGAAAUAAAGAAUUGAAUAAAAAUGUACUCGCGAACUGGUGAAAAAUAAUUGUGAAAUAGAUAUGAACUCAAGAUUAUGCUUUUUUUUCUCUCCUUUGCCCCCUAAAUCCGCCAUGCCUAUAUUAUGAUCUUUCUAAGGUUUUUUUCCAAUCAUGUUAAUAAAUCCUUGAAAUACACAAAAAAAGUAAAAUCUGUGGUUUACAAAGUGUGUAGUUGGGACGAUUCCUUUUUUCAGUGAGAAAGGUAUAUGUUUUGUUUUUGUUGGUCAAUAAGUGUCCAUAAGUGUCCAUAAAAAGGCAUAAGUGUCAAUAAGUGUCAAUAAGUGUCAAUAAGUGUGCAUAAGUGUCAAUAAGUGUCGAUAAGUGUCAAUAUUUGUUCUUAAUAAAUCAACUCUACUUUGGCAAUAUCGGGUUAUUUGAUAGCCUCAUAUAAAAUUCUCGUUUUCUGCGACCUUUGAUAUGCUGAUGCAUGCAGCUGGUUUUCGUGCUGAUGUGCUCGUUGCCUGUUUGUAUAAUAAAUGUAUAUUUCAUUGAAAUGUAGUUGCAUUUUGUCCUUCAAUUAUUCAUUUAUGCUUUGUAUAUUCAUCAUUCUUUGAACUUCGUGUAGAGAUAUUAUCUUUUGUUAUAUCUGUAUUUAUGUUGAAUGAACAAAUUAUCAAUAUUUAAAACAGGAAAAUAAACGAUAAAUUCUGUUCUUGUCAUUCCCAUGCAAUUCCAGAAAUGUUUUUGUAUCAUUCUGAAUAUUGUUUAUGGAGCUGUUUAUUUUUGUUCAAUUUAAGAUUAGAUAAAAAAAAACAUUAUGUUCAUAAAUCGU